Messenger RNA from Prunus avium (sweet cherry), 738 nucleotides. The record is from RefSeq and is a predicted model, not a curated record. Lineage: Eukaryota; Viridiplantae; Streptophyta; Magnoliopsida; Rosales; Rosaceae.
AUGGCUGGUUCGGUUGGAAGGGAGUCACGAACUCCAAUAUUCAAUGGAGAAAACUACGAGCUCUGGAGGAUUCGUAUGAAGACGAUUCUCAUAUCGUACGGAAUCUGGGAAUUGGUUGAAGAAGGUGUACCAAUUCCAAAUCCAAAAGGCAAGAAGAAGGAGACGGAGACAUCGAACAAGUCGUUGUUGUCUGAGCUCUUGAAGCAAGAUGCAAAGCGCUGGAUCUCAUCCAAGGAGCUGUUUCAGAUGAGCUCUUCCCCAGAAUUUCAAAUGAGAUGCAAAGCGCUGGAUCUCAUCCAAGGAGCUGUUUCAGAUGAGCUCAUCCCCAGAAUUUCAAAUGAGGUGACUGCAAAAGGAGCUUGGGAUCUGUUACAGCAAGAAUAUAGAGGAGAUGAGCGUGUCAGGUCAGUCAAACUACAAGGUUUGAGAAGAGAUUUUGAGUAUACUCGUAUGCGUGAAGAUGAAUCUCUAUAUACCAAGGAUUUGGAUACAAUAGAAGUGCAAGAGGUUGUGGCCACCCUAAAGGUGUUCGAGCAAAGGCUUGAGAGACACUCUGAAAAUAUUGUUGAGAAGGCAUUUGCUAGUAUGAGUAUGAAGGGAGCCAACUCCUCAUCUUCUGCAGGCAGUGGUCAAUCCAAGAAGAAUUGGAAGAAUAAAGGAAAGAAGUGGGAAGAUAAACCCAAUUCGGGUGGGAAGAAUGAAAACUGGAGGGGUGAUCAAUCUAACAAGUCUUACUAA